AUGACCGACCAGAGCCCCGCUGAAACACUCGAACAGCUCCGACAAUUGGAGCAAGAGAAUGGCGACCUGAAGACUCGUCUUGCCAUCAUCCGCAUAAGCGAACCUAUUUCUUCAUCAGAUGCUGAAAAUCGCAAUCCAUCGCCGUCCAAGCGUACCUCUGACGUUUCGGCCAUCGAUAAUCCCACGCCUGCUUCCCUGGAAGCAGAUUUGACACACUACAAGGAACUCUUUUCCAAAUUGCGCUUUUCCUAUGUUGAGCAAGUAACAAAAGAAAAGUUCCUACGAGCGAUCGUGGGCGAUCCUCCCCUGGUCGUCGGACACAAUGAAAACGUAGAGUUGGAAGGGCAGCUGGCAGAGGUGAAAGCUGAGCUUAAGUCACGCAAGGAGGAAGUCAGGAUCAUGAUUGAAGAUAUGGAGAAGAUGGGUCGGGAUCUGGCGAGUCGUGAGUUCCUUUUGUCCAUCAUGGCGCGAAAGCGGCCGCUAAAAUCGAUCGAGAACCUUGAAUCCACGAUCGCCGGACUGCGUGCGAAACAGAUCGCCACGAUGGGCACGUCAUCCUCACAAAACCUUCCACUGCCAGCGACGCUGUCUCUCUUGGCCGAGCGGGAGGCAGAACUUGCAGCAUUAAAUCGGCAACUUGCGGCAGUACAGAAUGCUCUGCCGCGCAAGACAAGAGAAGCCGAAGCAAUGGAAAGAGAAUUGAGCGUACUAGAAAGGCGCAGGAGCGAAGCAACCACACAAGCACGGGAGGCACAGAGAAUGAAACAGGAAGGCGAGAGCGACGGUCUCGAAGAGAUGGGCAGGUGGUACAGGAGUGCAGAGAAAACACUGAAAAGUUUGGUGGGUGUUGAGGGAUGA
Molecule: messenger RNA, 858 nt
Organism: Aspergillus thermomutatus
Lineage: Eukaryota; Fungi; Ascomycota; Eurotiomycetes; Eurotiales; Aspergillaceae
Exons: 3
Coding region: 1-858 (285 amino acids)
Biological process (GO): attachment of mitotic spindle microtubules to kinetochore; kinetochore assembly; protein localization to kinetochore
Cellular component (GO): kinetochore
Source: RefSeq, a predicted model, not a curated record